Molecule: messenger RNA, 8640 nt
Organism: Cladocopium goreaui
Lineage: Eukaryota; Dinophyceae; Suessiales; Symbiodiniaceae
Source: the annotation of a GenBank genome assembly
AUGGACACGGCUUUGGGAGCUUUGGUUCAUGCUAUGCGAGAGCCAGGGGUGCCGCCCGAUGACAAGGCAAGAGCAGCCAGAGGUGCUGAUUUGCUCCCUUUGAACGUGGAGGUUGUUGAGAUCUUUGUUGAGGCCGAGCCGUUGGUGAAGGACGCUAUGAAACUGUUGCUGUUGACUUUGAAUUACCUGUCCAUGGGUGGCAGAGUCAAUCGAAAAUUGGACUUGAGAAUCCCUGAGGAGUUGACAGAUGGACAGAAGCUGAUGUUGGAGCAUCUGCUCGAGCGCACGGUGGACCUUGGCGAGGAGGCUCUCCUAUGUCCUCCACUUAGUGAAGGGCGGUUGCUGUUGGGAAAGGCAAGAUUUGAUUAUGCAGGAGAGCCCAUUCAGCCGUUAGAGAUGCUUGAGGCCGAUAAGGUUAUAGCGGUCUGGCCCAAGGUUGGGGAGUGCGCAGUGCAGUCGGUGAUGGACUUCAUCCCAAGUGAUUUAGCAGAAAUGCUUGAGGAGCCCCGCAAUUGCCUGAAACCGGAAUGGGAAUGGCCUGAGCGGCCUCGUCGGAGCAGAGUUAUGGCGACCCAAGAUGAGUGGGAUAAGAUAGUUUCAGCAGCAUAUGCCCGGGGCUUGAUGGUUGGAGUCGAGGAGGAUCAGGUGUUCUGCGACAGCAGAGGAAACAAGGUCCUCAAUGGAGCUGGAGGAGUAAAGAAGGUGAAGAUGGUAGGUGGAGAAGAGAGAAUCUGCCAGCGUUUUAUUUCAAACUUGAUCCCAUCGAAUGAUUUCCAGGUGCACCUCAGCGGCGGAGACAAGUUCCUGCCCUAUCUGGGGCAGCUGUCACUUUUCCAGUUGGCUGACCACGAGGUUUUCCUGGUUGACUCAGAGGAUUUUUCGAGUUGCUUCAACCUCUUCACCCUUCCAGCUUGUUGGAGACCCUUCAUGUGUUUUGAGAAGACGGUUGAUGGAGGGCUGCUUGGACUUACCCCGGGAACCCGGGUGUACCCGUCUAUGGCAGUAGUGCCAAUGGGGUGGUUGAAUGCUGUGUCGACCAUACAGUCUGUGGUGCGCAGUUUGGUGUUUGACGGGGCAGAGAUCCCUGAAGAUAGCGAGGUGGCAAAGAUCAAGAAAUUGCCAUCAACUGACGAUCUCACUGUGAUAUACCUGGACUCUUAUGAUGAGGUUCGCCGCCUUGACAGGCAAUGUGCAGAGAUUCUGGAGGGGCAAGCAUCUGCCCGUCACCUCCGUUUCAAAGCUCUAUGUGAAAAGAAGGGCCUGCCACUCAAUGAGGCCAAACGGGUGAUAGGCGCCACCCGGGGUACCCUGCAGGGUGGAAUCCUUGAUGGCGACAAGGGAUGGUAUAAGCUCGAGAGCAAGAAGCAGGUGGACCUUGUCGGGUUAGGCGCAAGCAUGCUUACCCUGCCGAAGUGGCGGGAGUUUGAGAUUCGCCAUUUUGUGGGGAAAGCCACAUUUGGCUGCUGCUUCAGAAGACCACUCCUCAGCAUCAUGGAGGGCAUCUUUGAGGACUUGCGUGAAGUCAUGAAGGAGGGGCCCUUGGUGCCGUCAAGUGAGGCGAUAGAUGAGGUCAUUAUGCUGAUGGCUUCUACGUGCUUGAUGGGAUCCUCCCUCCGACUCAAGCUGGACGCAGAGAUCAGCUGCUCUGACGCAUCCCCGACAGGGGGCGGGGGGGCUGUGGCCACCCAAUUCAUGCCAGAGCCGUUUACGGUUGAUCACAAUGGUGAGGAGUGCUGGAACUGCGAUCAGCAUUUUAGAUGUGAGCAGCGUUACCCCUGCCCAGCAGGGUGUAAAGCCGUGUUCUGUGGCCUGGAGUGCAUGUGGGCGCACCGUGAUCCAGCCAGCCGGCAUCACGUGAGGGCUUGUGUCAGGGGAGACUGGCAUCCACCCAAGUUUGGGGAAAGGUUCGCGGGACCACACGCGCCCCUUACACAUGCUGUUGCGCAGGUGGGCGGAGUUGAAGUUCAACGUCCUUUUGAUGUCCUCACUGGUGACGAUUUCUUCACCGAUGCUGGCCGCAAGGUCUUGGAGGAGUUGGGGAACGAUCCCUGGCUCUACUGCGAGCACUGGGCCCCUGAGUGCCGCUUAUUUACCAGGGCUCGGGGAAAGCCGAUACGGCUCCGUGAUGGAAGGGGAUUCAAGGCACCUUAUGGGAUUUCCGCACUUGGAGCUGAGAUGAAGGCGAGACUGCGGAAGUCCAACAACAUGGCCCUGAAGGCUUUGACAGAGGUGCCUCGCCAUUGGACCUGUGAGCACCCAUACAACAGCUGGCUCUGGGAAUUCACCUUGGUGAAAAAGCUGGAAGAAGCUGGUUUUCAGCACGCAGCAGGGUCUAGUUGUUGCUUUGGAGGCCUUCGUGAGAAGUGGUACUCCUUCUUUGUGUCGUCAGAUGAGAUACGGUCCCGGUUGGAGAGACCUUGCCCAGGUCACACAGGCCUACUUACCUAUGAAGUUGAGGAACGCAGUGAUGGCUCCCUGCACUACCCUACUUCUGAGGAGGCAGAGUAUCCAUGGGCUCUCUGCAAAGAAUAUGCCAGGGGCUUGAAGGCUCAGAUUCAGAAAGAGCGGGUCCCUCAGCAGGUCCACCAAGAAGCCCGCGAAGGGUGGUACCUCAGGCAGCUGAUGAAGAGCACUGCCCGGCUACAGAAUGAGGAUUUGGGCAAGGCUAUGGCCCGCUACCUGACCCGCUGGGAGUCGGAGAUGCGAGCCGGUGAGGAGAUGCAUCAUCUCAUCGAUCUGCUGCAUUCAAGUUCGAUGCGAGGAACCGACAUCAGGUUUCAUAUGAGCCUCGGAGCGGACCACCAGCCCGAGGAGGUUCCUUACCCAGCUAUGCGCUGGCGGUGGCACACUGUUACUGCAUACCCAUGGAAGCAGGAGGCCCAUAUCAACGAAUUGGAGCUCAACGCCAUGGUCGUCAUGAGCAAGCACAGGGGCAGAUCAGUGGCCAAGUUUCACACCAGGUGGAUGCACGUUCUGGAUAGCAUGGUCAGUCGAGGAGCAAUUGCAAAAGGACGAUCUUCAAGUCGGAGACUCAACAAGGCCUUGAAGAAGCACGCAGCAGCCGUAUUGGCCCAGAACAGUCACCUGCUUUCCGCAGUGAAGCGGUUUCACCCGGAAUUCAAAAUGAAACUUCCGGUGUCGUCGCAACUAUAUCGCAAUUGGGUGCGAGCUUAUACACCCAAGCGGGCUGUUCCCGCCUCGUGGGAUUUGGUGGAAGCCAUGAUUGCCGUUAGCUAUCAGCAACGCAAUCCACCUUUGGGACUGCUGUUGGGGUUGGCUUUCCAUUGUAUGCUACGUACCUCAGAGAUGCUGCAGCUUACCCAUGCCCAUGUCAUGGUGCACCAGUCAGCGCAGGCGUUGAGCGUCGUGCUCCCCUCUGCUAAGACCUCUAUGGGCAAUGCCCAAGUGCUUCAGGUGGAGGACGCUCAGUUGGUUCGUAUGGCCAAGGCCAUCAUCAAAGCCAAGCGCAAGACAACGUUACUGUGGCCCCAUGGCUCUUCAAAAUUUCGAGAGAUGUUCCAAUCCCUUUUGAAGACUCUUGGAUUUGAGGCUGGCAGUUACCUCCCUUACUCACUUCGACGAGGGGGAGCGACCUGGUAUUACCAGGCUACCCUGUCAUUGGACGCGACAGUGGUGCGCGGCAGAUGGAGUUUCAACUGGUAUCAUUCACUUCGUGGUGAAGGGACCCGCUUCAUUCAGAUUGGCAACAUGUUCUCUGGACUGUACCUGCCCAUGAAGCUGCACAAGGAGAACUAUGUCCAUGAGAUCAUAAGGAAGCCCCUGAUGGUGGACCUGACCACUGCGCGGCACGCAGCCGAAGCCUCUGGUCGAAGAAGACCCCGUUCCUGGAGGGACGAUGAGUACUUGUUGACUCGGAUUCGGAAGUACGGAGGACGAAUGAAGGAGAUGGCUCCAGGGUUGUUGGAGUACGACGAGAUUUUGGAGCCCGAAGUGAAGAGUUUGCACCCCUCCGCAGCGGCCGAGCCAGGAAGCGGGAGACCAGAAGAAGAACUGAUGGCAGCACUCACAGAAGAGGGCGGCAUGGCGGAGCCAGCAUGGCAAUUCGAGCAGGAUGAAUUGGCAGGUGCUGGCAUGGUGCCGACAGAAGGUCCUCAUGCGGAGGUAAGUCCAGCGAAGCUUCACUUUCAAGCUGAUGUGAAGAGGCAAUCUGCACAGAUGCUUCGGCUCCGGAACACCGGCACAGCAGUCGUGCAGUUUGAGUGGGUGCAGAACUUGCCGGAGCAGAGCUUUCAGGAGUCAAUCCUACCGCAAGAUGGUACUCCGUACUUCACCUGUCAUCAAACUUCUGGGCGCAUCCUUCCGGGUGAAGUUGUGCAGACCAUGUUUUCCUUCACCGCGGACAAACCGGGGACCUUCACAUCAUCUUGGUGCUUGAAGACCUACCCUGAGCUCAAGGAACCCAUCACUCAACUGGCGAUGAAUGCCUCCGCAACUCUGGGUGAUCUUCACUGGGAGAGGAGAUCCGCACUGCAGGAAUUCAUCAAGAAGGAGCAGACCAUCAGCCUCGCCUCCGAACUUGCUGAAGACAUUGUGGAAGCCGUCCGGCUUCAACCGCCUCCUCUUCCACCUUUGAGCGAGCCAGCAGUGCAGGAACGUCUCUUCGAAGAGGUCAACGCAGCGGACGGCCUCUUCUGGUCGCCUCAGACCUGGGACACGCUGAGCGCCUUAAGAGAGCAGGUUGAGAGCAUGGUGCCAGCGCGAAAACAAACAGAUGAAGGCGCCAAGAUUCCCACUUUCGUGCCGCGACCGGGACGUGGUCACGCGCCCAAGCCCAAGGUGGAGCCCCCCUCCGCCGCGGAGCCCUUGCCGCCUUUGGAGUCCCUGGGUGUGCCGUCCAUCAGCAGGAUGCGGCAACAGCUCGAUCAGUUGCCGGGCACGGAGCCUGGCGCUGAAAAACCAGCGGAGAAGUUCGAGGUCAUGCGGAAGCUUGAACGCGCUGGUCGAACUGCUAGGCAGUGCCCAUUGGAGCGUUCACCGGUGUGGUGGAUGGCCUACGAGACGGUCAUGGAGAUCGCCCUGACGGUGCCCAGCAAAUGGGCCGCCACGCGGCAGCGCAACGGCCUGGAGCCAGUGCCCUUCCUGGCACCACCUGAGGAUGAUGCUUCUCCCGAAGAACUGGAGGAGUACAACCUCAAGCUGGAGGAAAGAAAGUCAAAGCUGGCGCCGGAGGAGAAGGAGGCUGAAGUUCGUGACAUCUUCUGCCGCGGCUUCGCAAAGAACAAGUUUGGCCCGGCCUGUGGCAGGUUUGGUGCUGUGGCCAAGGAGGCCAGUCUGACCACCCGCAUGACCCGCGCUGGCACCUUUUCGUUGGGAGAUCGGCUCAGGCCACACCUGGGUCGCCUGUCUUCGGAGGCCAUCGAAAUGGCCAGUAAUGUUGUCCUGUACGAACUGGACAUGGGGUUCAUGGUGCCGCCGCUGGCUGCAGAUGGCGAGGAGCGUCCUUCGCUGAUUCUGCAGGGUAGCGACUUGGAACUGCUGAAGCAACGGCUGCGAGGUGUGGUGUCGGUGCUGGAAUCCGUGCCCCUGGCGGUGCUGGUGACGGUACACCUGGGCGAGCCAAAGCCGGACAAGUCGGGUCGAGGUGGGUGGGAUCGGGACUUUGAGUGGAAAAGGAAACAGACUGGCUUGCGGAUAGACAGGGAGCUCCAAGGGGUGAAGCCGAACAAAAAGACCUAUGACAUCAACAUCACCGAUGGUGCAUCAGAAGAGACAGCAAUGGUUCUCUCGGAGAACGAUGGCCGCGAUGAGGACACCGUCUUCCAAGUCAUGUAUGAUGAGGGAGAUGAGGAUGCAAUCUUCAUCAAUGACUUUGAGGAGACGCUCAUCGAAGUUGCUCAGGAGUCUCCAGAGCUUGCAAGCUGUUAUGCAACGUACCUUGAGGCCAGAACAAGACUCAGGGAACGAGCACGAAUCAGGGGCUUCUGGCCGAUGAGUGGUCCAGGUGCCAGCAAGGGCAAGGGGAAGAAAGGAAAGAUGGGGUCCAAGGGCACCAAGUUCCGAUCUUUAGCAGAUCGAAUUGCCUCAUCAGCCUGCAGGAAAUGUGGACAAUUUGGGCAUUGGAAGCGUGAGUGCCCCCUCAACCUCACCAAGGGGGACAGCAAGGGCAAGGGCACCACGGAGACCAUCUCCAUCGCAGAGGCGCUCUUUGCCCAUCCCGAAGAUCAGGAGGAUCAGAUGCCUGCCAUGGAGUUGAUCGACGAGCUCCCAGAAUCUGCCGAGGACUUAGGUCUCCAAUCAGAUCGAGUGUACAUGGAUGCACCCGAUCGGCAGUACAAAGUCCCACCAGGGAUCACGAAUCUGCAGCAGUGGGGCGAGACCAAGAUCCCCUCGGGAGUUCAACAGGGACAGACCUUUGCGGAGGUGUACAACAAUCAUCCCUGUUACAUUUUCCAGAUCCGAAACCGCAAAGCAGUGUCACCGUGGCUGAGGAAUCUACAGAACUACGUGAUUGCCCGGCAGAAGUACGAAACACUGAAUCAGAUUCCCAUUCUGCCAUCAUCGGCAGGAUCGGGGCAGUCAUCGAAGUCACCGACAACCACUCGACCUUCGGUACCUCAGGGAAAGACCGAGACAGGGUGGGAAGUGAUCACCAAGACAGGAGCAUCGUCCGCCAAUGCCAAGAAGACUCAGGCAUCCAAGCGGACCACAUCCGAUUGGGAGCAGCCCAACAAGACCAAGAUGACCGUGGAACAGAAUGCCGAGCGAGUGCAACAGAUCCAGACACAGAUUGCCCUCCUUCAGAGGGAGCUGGCGCGAGAGACUCAGAUUCCGGAGGAAGAGGACAUCUGGAGUGUAAAGGCACCAGGUGAACCUUGGGUGAAAGUAUCUGCCUAUGCUGCUGCCUAUACUGCGGUUUUUGCACGAAAAGUGGUCCAGGGCAUUAUCAAGAGUUUGGGGAUGGGAGAAAAACCUUUAAUCCUCGAAGAAUUGUUGGUUGGAGAAGAACUUUCAAAGGGGACCAAGCGACCAGUGGCACAAGAAGUUUUGGAAAUGCGGCGGUGUCGGCGGCGACAUGGGACAAAGAGUCCUCCGUUCCCUGAGGACAUGGAUGAAGAUUCUUCAACUGGAGCUCAUGUGGUGGAUUGGAAAGGGGUAAUCACCAGUUUUGAGAGGGAUGUUCCAAGGGUUGGUGCGGCAUACUUUUGGAGGGAUGACCCCCGGGUUGUUCAACUUCAAGAGCAAUAUCCACAAAUCAACAUCCAAUUUGUCCUCUUGUGUCGGGGCACCGAAAGGUACCGAGUUCCAAAGAAUGACAUCAUUCGGGAUGAUAUCCCCCUUCGUAAAACUGUGGUUGUCCAUCGGCAAAGCGGUGAGGUCCAAGAUUUGGGUGAUUUUGAAGAAUGGCAGCAACUCUCAAAGGCCAAACAGGUGAGAAAGGCAGUCCCUGCGAAGAUUUCCAUCAGUGUUUUUGGGAAAAGGUGUCUUUUGGAUGUACCUGUUGUGGAAUCUCAAGAAAUGCCUGAUGUUGAGAUGCAUGCGCCUAUCACCCAACAAGAGGGAUCCUCUGUUCCAAGUUCAAUGACGGUUCUGGCCAAUUCUCAACAGAAAACAGUAGAAGACAGCCAGCCCGAAGCAGAAGCGUUGGUUCCUGGAUGGGCCCCGAAAAUUGUUCCGAGGCAUGGGCCCGCUUUUAGAGCACUUAGUGCACAGCAGAGAACCGAUUUGGUCCGAUUGCAUCGUAAUUUGGGCCAUCCAGAUCCAGCGAGACUGCAGCGUCUCCUCCUCGAACAGGGUGCCGAGCCAACUGUGGUGCAAGGCUUCACUCCAGAGCAGGCGCUGCUGGGCAAAGCCCGAGCUCUGCCGGCUUCGCUGACCGCCGACUCCCAGGCAGGAGCUCACCUCUUGGCUGAGAGCUCAACGCCAGAGGGAGUGCGUUUCAGAGCUAGUCUAGAGCGUAGGGAGCAGGCAAGGCGAGCCUUCAUCAGGGCGGACAAUGACAGCUCUUGCCGGCGUGCGCUCCUCCGGAGGAGUCGACCAGGCACGAUAGAAAAACGUGCCAAGGCACGACUGGUGAUUCUGGGAUUUGAAGACCCAGACAUCUCCUCAGUCCCGAAUGAUGCUCCAACGUUGAGCAAGGAUGGAAAGCAGUUGAUUUUGCAGAAGGUUGCAAGCUGUGGCUGGACUUUGAUCAAUUUUGAUGUUUCAACAGCUUUUCUGAAAGGAGCCGGGGACGGGAGACCACUUGGGAUACACCCACCACCUGAGAUUGCAGCGGCCCUGAAAAUGACAGCCAUGGACCAGUGCGGUUUGGAAGGGGGAGCCUAUGGGCGCAUCGAUGCACCCUAUCUUUGGUAUCAAUCAUUUAGGGAGACCCUGGAGAGUUUGGGGUUCAUGGUUUGUCCACUGGAUGGCUGUGUCUUCUCGCUUGUGACACAAGACUCACAAGGCCGACCUUGGGUGCGUGGUGUGUUAGGCAUACAUGUGGACGACGGGAUCGGGGGCGGAGAUGACUACUUCAUGAGUGUCAUAGAGCAGUUGCGGGGAAAAUACUCGUUUGGGGCAUUUAAUACUGGGGAAUUUGACUUCUGUGGUAUCCACUAUCGUCAAUGGAGGGAUGGAAGUAUUGAGAUGUGUCAAAAGAAGUAUAUCGAAAGAAUAGACCCGAUCCAAGUCCAGUGA